AUAGCGAGAGCACAUCCGGGCCUCUGCCCUCAGCGUCCCCGGCCCCAAGAUGGCUACCUUUUGGCGUCUCUGGCGCUGUUGAAUGGAGAAAGCUUUAUUGUUCCCUUCGGGCAGGAGUGUUCGUGUCCUCUAUGGCGCUGUCAAUAAAGAACGGCAGUUUGAAUCGGUACUGAACAGGUUUCCAAUUGGAGACAUUGAAAAGGAACACCGGGAAGCUGGUACACCAGCUGUUGGAAGUAUACACCAGAAUUUAGAGGAGGCUGGAGCUGGAGAGGUGAUGAGGAUGCCCAGCGUAGGAAACGGGAGCCUGGCCCGGCUGAACCUCGCUAGGUGGAGUCUGGAGAGAGAGAGGAAGGAGUCGAGGGCGGAUCUACACCAUGGAACUCCCCAACUACAGCCAGCAGCUGCUGCUGCAGCUCUACGCCCUGUGCAAGGAGCAGCGCUUCUGUGAUUGCACCAUUUCCAUUGGCAACAUCUACUUCAGGGCCCACAAGCUCGUCCUGGCAGCGGCCAGCCUCCUGUUUAAAACCUUACUGGACAGCACAGAUGCCAUCUCCAUCGAUGCAUCUGUGGUGAGCCCCGAGGAGUUUGCCCUCUUGCUAGAAAUGACAUACACUGGCAAGCUCCCCAUGGGCAAACACAACUUCUCCAAGAUCAUCUCCUUAGCAGAUAGCCUGCAGAUGUUUGAUGUGGCUGUUGGUUGUAAAAAUCUUCUGACCAACCUUGUAAACUGCUCUGUCCAGGGGCAGGUGGUAAGGGAUAUCUCAGUGCUGUCCUCAGAGGCAGGUGGCAAGGAAUCAGAGAAACCUCAAGUAGAAGUCAUUUCUUCUGAAGGUCCUGGGGAGCCCUCUUCUUCCCUGGAAGUUUCUACCAUGCCAGCAGGCCCCGAGAAAGCCAAGACCCAGGAGAUGAAUUCAGAUCCUCCUGUUGUUCAGGUGGCUGCAGAAGUCACAGGGGUGACUCUUCACACAGCUGGAGUUUGUUCCCUUUCCCCUGCUGGACAGAUCCCAAGUGAGGCAAAGGAAGCCAACACAGAAACAGAGUGUGAGAGGAAGCAGGACCAGCUGAAUUUCCUGCUAGAACAUGAAAGUGUCUUCUCAAAUGCAGUCUUGCUUACCCAGGACACACUGAAAAGACUGGAAGAAUGCCCAGAGAUUAAAGGCUCUCAGAAGCAGACCAUAAUGGGAUGUCUCAAGGAUGAAGGAGGAGGCUCAGUAUUCCAGAGAAUCCUGGACAAAGUGCACGAUGGGAGCCUAGAUGUGCAGGUGGUCUUGUCUCUGAUGAGACUGUACCAGGAGUCCACACCUGCAGAGAAGGUGUCUCAGCUUCAGCCAGAAGGGAGCGCAGGGGAGGGAAAGACCUUGUCUGUUCUGUUACUGGAACACAAAGAGGACCUGAUCCAGUGUGUAACACAGCUCAGACCUAUUGUGGAGUUCCUGGAAACAGCCAAGGAGGAAUUCCUGCCUGUCUCCGAAAAAAGGGUGAUUCUGAACUGCUGUGAGGGCAGAACACCCAAGGAGACGAUAGAGAAGCUGUUGCACAGAAUGGCUGAAGAGAAGACCCUGCCUGCGGAGAGCCUGGUAAAACUCCUCCAGGCUGUGAGGACGGCGUUCCCAAACCUGGGCCUCCUGCUGGAGAAUUUGCAGAAAGUAGCGGAGUCGCCUGGUACUGCAGGGCUAGCCAGGGUCACCUGUGAAACUGAACGGAGGACAGAGGGGCCCAGGAGGCUGUGCAUCCCAGCAGACUGUGUGGGUGAAUCCCUCCCUAGCCCUGAGGACUAUGGUGCUGAGCUGUUGAGAAAGUACCACGAAAACCUGUCUGAGGUUCUCACAGACAACCAGGUGCUGCUGAAGAUGAUCUCACAUGUGAAGAGCUUAGCCCCUGGAGACAGAGAGGUUAUGGAGACACUCGUGAAACAGGACUCUGGCUCAGGGGGCUUCAGUUCCCUGAUGUCAGCAGCUCUGGAAAGGCAAACUCUCUCUGCAACAGCUGUUUGGCAGCUGCUGCUAGUGGCUCAAGAGGCCCAGACCUGCCCACUGAACCUGCUCUUGGAAGAAGUAGGAAGGGAGCCUGGCGCCGGGGCUUUCUUCCGGGCAGUGACUGCCCCAGAGAGCAUUGUCUUGGAAACAAUCCUGAGGCAUAGCAGGCUGGUCACAGAGGCCGUCCAGCAGAUGAUGGAGCUCAAGCACUUCUCUUCAGAGGAUGAGCGUCUGGCUGAGAUUGUGAAAGAGAUGCUGAGCAUAUCCUCUGAGACAGUGAGUCCUGAAGUGGCCCUGAGAGCAGUGCUGAGCAAGGGCAUGGAGAAAUCUGUCUCGGCCACUGCACUCUGUCACCUCCUGUGUAGUGUCCACAAGUCUUUCUCUGGCCUGCAACCCCUCAUGCAGGAAUUGGCACAUGGUGGGUUUCUUACCAAGGAAAAUGGAGAGGAGAGUCUGUUCAUGGUGAGUGAUAGGUUUCACUCUGGAGCCAAGGACAAAGAGGAGAAAACAGCCAAUGCAGCCAGAGAAGACUGCCAGCCGACAGAACAAAAGGAUCGGGGGGAACCUGAGUCUGUGCCAGAGCAACAGGAGAAAGACACUUCUGCCUCCCCGGACUCUGCCAAGAAGAGCUUCAUCUGCAAAGCCUGUGACAAGAGCUUCCAUUUCUACUGUCGUCUGAAGGUGCACAUGAAGCGCUGCCGGGUGGCCAAGAGCAAACAGGUGCAGUGUAAGGACAGCAGUGAGACCAAGGACUCGGAGAAGGGGCUGCAGAAGCACCAGCCGGAGACCCACGGCACGGCGGGAGAGCCUGACGCCCCCAAGAAGAAGAAGAAGCGGCUGCCUGUGGCAUGCGACCUCUGCGGAAGAGAGUUUGCUCACGCCUCAGGCAUGCAGUACCACAAGCUGACCGAGCACUUCGACGAGAAACCUUUCUCCUGUGAAGAAUGUGGGGCCAAGUUUGCAGCCAACUCCACCCUAAAGAACCACUUGCGCCUUCACACCGGGGACCGCCCGUUCAUGUGCAAGCACUGCCUCAUGACCUUCACUCAGGCCUCAGCCCUGGCUUACCACACCAAGAAGAAGCACUCGGAAGGGAAAAUGUAUGCAUGCCAGUACUGUGAUGCUGUGUUCGCCCAAUCCAUCGAGCUGUCCCGGCAUGUGAGGACCCACACCGGGGACAAGCCGUAUGUCUGCAGGGACUGUGGAAAGGGCUUCCGGCAAGCCAAUGGCCUCUCCAUCCACCUGCACACCUUUCACAACAUAGAAGAUCCUUAUGACUGCAAGAAAUGCAAGAUGAGCUUCCCCACACUGCAAGAUCACCGGAAGCAUAUCCACGAGGUGCAUUCCAAGGAGUACCACCCCUGCCCCACAUGUGGGAAGAUCUUCAGCGCCCCUUCCAUGCUGGAGCGGCACAUGGUGACCCAUGUUGGAGGGAAGCCCUUUAGCUGUGGGAUCUGCAACAAGGCCUAUCAGCAAUUGUCUGGUCUGUGGUACCACAAUCGGACCCACCACCCGGAUGUGUUUGCUGCCCAGAACCAUCGGUCACCCAAGUUCUCAUCACUGCAGUGCAGCUCCUGUGACAAGACCUUUUCCAGCACCAUCGAACACAAGAAGCACAUCAAAGCAGAGCAUGCAGAUCUGAAGUUCCAUGAGUGUGACCAGUGCAAGGAACUCUUCCCCACACCAGCUCUGCUGCAGGUUCACGUCAAAUGCCAGCAUUCAGGGUCGCAGCCAUUCCGGUGCUUGUACUGCGCGGCUACUUUCCGCUUUCCUGGAGCGCUGCAGCACCAUGUCACCACAGAGCACUUCAAGCAGUCGGAGAGCACCUUCCCCUGCGAGCUCUGUGGCGAGCUCUUCACCUCCCAGGCCCAGCUUGACAGCCACUUGGAGUCUGAGCACCCAAAGGUAACGGGCACUGAGACCCAGGCAGCUGCUUCUCAGACGGUGCAGGUGAUCCAAGCUCCAGAGCCAGCGGCCCCAGCUGAGCAGGUGAUCACUUUAGAGGAGACUCAGCUUGCUGGCUCACAGGUGUUUGUGACUUUGCCAGAUUCACAGACCUCUCAGAACAGCUCUGAGCUUGUAGCAGUGACGGUGGAGGAUUUGCUGGAUGGUACCGUCACCCUGAUCUGUGGUGAGGCCAAGUGAAUGACUGCUCCCUCCAGUAGAGGGGGACUGUACUGUACCAGAGAGGAAGCUCGUGGCCUGCCUGCCUCUGCUCUAGCUGCUGUCCCAAGUGCUGAGCUGCUUGGCUCAGCUCCACCCUGGUGCUCUCACUUGGAAAUCAGAGGCUUCGUCGUCAUCUUCCGAGGAUCCAGUGUCUGAGACAUCCACUCUGACGCCAGCACUACCGCCUUGGUGGCAGACAGCCUCAAUCCUCCAGGCUGCAGCUCAGGCCUAGAUUCCAUCUACCCCCAGGGAAGUCUGGCUUCUGAAAUCAGAGUCCGAAGGAUUAGUGGAUGAGAGCUGGUGGCCAGGGUGGCCGAGGAGAUACAGCAUGCUGGGUACCCUCUGAAGCAGGGGGGUUGCCCUCAGAAGCAGAGUCUGAGCCCACAAAGGGCCUACAGACACCACCAGUGCCUCUGCCAGUAAAGCACCAACACAGCCUCCAGGGACCCCAGCUUGGCAGCCUGCCCUUCCCCACUUCCCCCAUCCAUCCUCCCCUCUGCUCAGGUGCCCCUCAGAGUUUAGCUGUAAAGCAGGUGGCGGUGUUAAUGUACAGGAAGUCCUCAUUGUUCUUCUGGAUCCCUCCUGCUCUGCCCCUCCCAAAACAAAGCUUUGGAGCAUUGCUGCUGGGAGGCAGCUUCAUGUGAGGGCGUCCAGCUGUGUCUGCCUUCCUGGACGUUCUUCACUGCAUUCCUUAUGCAGAGCUUCCCUGGGAUCCCCAGCCUUCCACACCUUCCAGUAAUCGAGGCUGAAACAUCUCCUCAGCCCAGAGACCUCUUGCUGGCUUCCUCUGGAGCAUGUGAUGGCCUGAUGAACCAGCUCCUGGGGGCAGGCCUGUGCCUGCAUGUGGUGGAUGAGAAGCAUCCGAGGUGGCCUCUGCUUCUGCCACUGGCCCACAUGCCUGGUGGGUGGCCUGCUCUCUGGGCUUCCCCUGGCUGCAUGCUUACUGCAGAUUGGUGCUCCGUUCAAGUCUUGAGUGUCUCAGAGCCUUUUAUCUUUAGUUCCUGAAGUACAAUCUGGUAAUUGAUGGCUUGUGGAAUCUGGUGGAAAGUGCAAUUAGAUGGAUGUUGGUUCCUGCUGCUUAGAGAGAAGGUCUUGCAUUGAUCUUCCUUUCCUAGAAGCCCAAAGAUAGACGUGGGCUAUUCCAGCUUUUGCCCAUCUGCCAGGGCUCCCUGCCACCUAGUGUGGCUUGACUCCCUACAGAGGUCACUUACCUUUAAGCCACCUGCUGUCUGAGAGAAGCCCCCACCAUGUGCAGGGAUGAGGGUCCAGUCUGGUCAUAGUCGAGAUGCAUUACCACGUCCCUGCACCUGGCUCACUGUGGAGGACAGCAGUGUUCAAGGGCUGCCCUUUGCCCUCAGCUCAGCACAGGCAGCCCUGCUGAGUUUCCAGGCUGGAUUCCAGCUUUGGCCAGCCUAUCCCGAUCAAGCCCACCCUCCUCACUGUAUAUGCUGGUUGCUUGAAUUUAUCAGCUAGCAAAUCUUUCCCUUUCUAAAGUAAAUGGUUCUCAAAGCCAGUCAGCCUCAGAAACCGAACACUGACCAGAAGAUGGUGCUCAAACAUCAAGGCUUCACCUCCCUGGAAGCUCAGCAUUCCCACACUGUGCCCGGCCUGCUGCCUUUCAGACCUGUGGCAGCCGGCCAGGGGAGCUCUUGAUCUGUAAGUGGUGUGAUGGUACCCUGGUCCCUCCGCAUCAAGUAACCCACUGAAAGACAGUGAAACGGCACAUGCUUCCCGGCUCUGUCUGGAUCAGCACCUCACGAGCCGUGUGGUGGAGUUAGGAAGCAUUAUCAGCGUCACCACUGAUAAGUGUCUCUUCCUGACAAAAGGCAAAAUAAUACAUCGCUGAGGGCAUGUGAGGAAAAGUCAGCCUGAACGCAAAGAGCUAGAAGUCAGAGACCUGAGUGUCACAUCCUUCCCAGCCUGAGAAACCCAGUCUCGGUUUCCUGGGGACCCAGGUGGUGCUCAGGCACGUGCUCCCUCAGUCACCAGAUGUAGUCUGCUGUACUGUAAAGAGCUGUAGGGCAGGUGGGCUUGCUGCCCAUCUUGGAUGCACAGCUCCGGAGCACACGCUGCUGGAAGCAUUGCAGCGCUGGAUCUCACAGGAGCACGGAGAGUACGUCCCCGUCCUCAGUGGUGUGCUGUGACGGGUGGCCUCCGAAGAAGCCUGGGGAAAGUCUGCCGCUGCCGCCCCAGCGGCCUGACCUACUGCAGGGGCAUUGUCAAUGGGCCUCCUUAGUUCACAUUGCUUUUACAACGGAAGUGUGGUGCCGUUUGCUUCAUCCCCAUGAACGUUGCCUGCCUAGCCCUAGGGCUGCAGCUAGAGGAGUCUCCAGCUUCCUUGAAGUUUGUGUAUUUGAACAGUGGGCCCCAGUCCUCCCCGGAGAUCCUGAUCCAGUCACUGAAGAGGGGAAGGUAGAUGCCAAGCUGAAGUCUGGUUGGUCAGUCACCAGUGCAUGGUGACUGAAGAGCAGAGACCGCUGUGAGCAGGUGAGACUUGCUGUCCAAUGCACGAGCGUUUGGGCCAGUGCAAUAGACAAAGGUCUUUCUCAGCUGUUUUAUAAGGCUGGACUCUGUCUCUAAAGCUCUAUGUGGGAAAAGCUUUGAGUUCAGUCAGUACCCAAGCUUAGGCUCUAGGCCUGCGUGUUGUGCUGGCCAUUCCAAGGAAACCUCUGGCCCAUGCCGACUGCAGGGGGAUACCUCAGCCUUGUCCCUAGGGCCUGAGUUCCGAUGGUCAGGGCUGCGGGAUGAGAUAGGGACAGAGAGAUGCCAAAUAAGGAAAAAGGAUCUCUGUUCUCUUGGGGAUGGGAGGGUGUGCCUUUAAAUUUCAUGUGCCUGAGAACCUGCACUGACAAAAGAUAGAGACACUGACGGCCUCACUCAGAGCAGGCUAGUGCUUCUAGGGGACAGGAGGAUUCCUUUGGGAACUAGAAAGUUGACCGGUGGCAGUGACACUGGUUUGCUCUCCCAGCCCAGCCUGGUUCUGUAGGGCCCUGUGUGUCCCAGCAGACACUUGGGAGCCUAGAAGAAAAGUGAAAGACUUGGGGCCCAGGGACUCAGAGGCAGGUUAAUAGUUUUGUUGCUGUGGAAACAUUGGGGCACUGAGGACUUAUGCUAAAAACUCAGAAAGAAACUCAAACUUAUUCCAGUCUGACUGGGCCUAUGAAAGGGAGGAGAGUGGUAGGUACAUUCUUUGGGGACUGUUGUUGAGGAAAUCGUUCUUUGGGCUAAUUUACAUGGCCUCCAAAUUGUGAAAUUGGUCAUGAUUUCCCUCAGCAAGGCCAAUGAUGUUUGUUUCCAUCCAUGAGCAGGACAACCAGCCCCAUGAGAAGCUGUGUAAACUGGAUUGCAAACUGGAACUCUGCUCAACAGGCACUGUGGAUAGAAAUAAAGUGUGGACUUUGGAAGCAAAA
Messenger RNA from Peromyscus californicus insignis, 7555 nucleotides. It is a transcript of the gene Zbtb40, whose product is annotated as zinc finger and BTB domain containing 40. Lineage: Eukaryota; Metazoa; Chordata; Mammalia; Rodentia; Cricetidae. Gene Ontology annotation, molecular function: protein binding; DNA-binding transcription factor activity, RNA polymerase II-specific; RNA polymerase II cis-regulatory region sequence-specific DNA binding. Bases 378 to 4124 code for a protein of 1248 amino acids. The record is from RefSeq and is a predicted model, not a curated record. Gene Ontology annotation, biological process: regulation of transcription by RNA polymerase II. The transcript is spliced from 20 exons. Gene Ontology annotation, cellular component: nucleus.